Wyeomyia smithii (pitcher-plant mosquito) is the source of this 2438-nucleotide messenger RNA. RefSeq lists its product as uncharacterized. Bases 128 to 1834 code for a protein of 568 amino acids. The transcript has a single exon. Gene Ontology annotation, molecular function: chitin binding. Gene Ontology annotation, cellular component: extracellular region. NCBI's taxonomy places the organism in Eukaryota, Metazoa, Arthropoda, Insecta, Diptera, Culicidae. The record is from RefSeq and is a predicted model, not a curated record.
AAGAAGAGACCGAGUCUUUAGUCAAAAUUGAAACCAAUUUAGGCAAAUUCGUUCUACUUGCUUAGUAUAUAAAUUGACUGCAGCUGAAACGGAUCUGUGUACGUACGUUCUAACUAUUUUUGCUAUAAUGAAUUUGCGUUUGCAAAUGCUAGUAAUUGGUGUGUUUAUAUUGAACAGUGCAGCUUGGCGAUGUUCAAAACCAGGACGUUUCCGUAAUCCAGAUGAAGAUGAGACAAGCUGUGAACUGUACGUGACAUGUAUUCCUAAUCCAGAUGGAACUUUUGAAAUAAAAAACGAUCAGUGCAAUAUAGGUAACAUGUUCAGUGCUAAGUAUCAACGUUGUAUAACUGGGGAUUCUUGUGACAACCUGGAAGAUUUCUACGCUAUAGAAUAUGAAUGUAAGGAAUGCGGGAAGUUUGUAAAUGUAAAAUCGCAAGACUGUCGCCAAUUUGUGAACUGUUUAAAGACCAAAGACCCUGGUGUAUUCAUACCUGUCAAACAAAGUUGUCCAAAUAACCAAGUGUUUUCGGCAAAAACUUUGUCAUGUGUAGAUGAGAACGAUUAUCAGUGUCCGCCAAUAGUUCUUAAAUCACUUUCAGACUUUGUUUGCUUGAAUGUGGGCAAAUAUCCUGAUGAAUCAGUACCGAACUGCCGUGGUUACAGAUUAUGCUCAAAACUACGAAACGGAACCAUGGUUUCAAAAAACUUUCUCUGUGAAAAAGAUCAUAUCUUCUCAGAAAUAGAACGGAAGUGUGUCACGUCAGAUAUUUAUGAUUGCCCGGAUGAUGGUAAUCAUGAUUUUAAGUGCUCUGCAGUUGGACGCUAUCCUGAUAAAUUGUCCAAAACAUGCGAAACCUUUUACAACUGCUUCCAAAACUCAGAGGGAGAGUUAAAGGCGACACUAUUGACUUGCUCGAGAGGCAACAUUUUUUCUGCGAUAACAUCAAAAUGUGUUUCUACAUCAGAAUAUGUAUGUCCAAUAGCGCAUGUAGAGUUGGAAUUAUUGGAUCACCAUACUGUCAGUGCAAUCAAGCGAUUGACGGAAGAAGAAGAAAUUGCAGCUUGCGCUGAAUCAGGUCGUUUUCCUAAUGAAAAUGAUCAAUGUGAGACAUACUACCUGUGUUCACGCGACCCACAAGCCAACUGGUUUAAGGUGAUCGCUCACUGUCCACCCGAGUCACUUUUCUCCCCAGAACAAAAGCGAUGUGUUAGUAUUAACGAUUACGCGUGCCCAAUUACUACAACCCAAUCAUUUUCAGUUACUGAUUCUGCAUUCGAGGAGUCUUCCAUAGAAUGUAUCGGUGCUGGUCGUGUUUCAAAUCGCGAAGAUGACACUUGUAGAACAUAUUAUUUGUGCUCUUUAAACUUAAAAAAUGUAUUGACGAGCGCAUUAUUCAUUUGUCCGGAAAAUUCUGUGUUCUCUACUAAGCAGAACAAAUGUGUUCCAAACGAAACAUAUACCUGUGCCUCAUUUAUAGAAACUACAAUUACGCCAGAAAUUUCCGAUGAAUCGGGAGAUGGCAUUGAUAUUGUAAAUUCAGAUCAAGUGGACCAAUCCAGUGCUUCCAAUACGUCGUUAUUUAGUGAAUAUCCGAUAUCAUACGUGUACGUAAAAACUGAAAGCACAACUUCCACUUUACCAACUAACUAUAAAUAUCCUUGUACUGCAACUGGACGCUUUGCAGAUAUGAACUCCGCUGACUGUCGUUCAUAUUUUCUAUGUACCGAAUACAAAUCUGGUACAAUCUUAUCUGUGCAUCUUCACUGCCCAAGCGGAAUGGUUUUCUCACGCAAUGAAAGUAAGUGUGUUGUGUCGACUAAGUAUUUAUGCUAGAUGGAAGCGAUUCCCGGAGCAAAUAUAUUUGACUUAUAUGUGGCUAAAUGUAUAUACAAACAUCUCGACUUGCUUUGGCUAUCUUUCUUCUGCUGGUGAGCUUCAAAAUGCUGUAAAUUACUGUUUAACCUGGCGAAAUAAAAUCAUCCAUGCAGCAUAGAAAUUGUGAAAGUUGUUUUUUUUUGUCGAAGGCAUUUUUUGUAUUUAACAGCUGCUGAGCUCAUGAUUACUGAUUUGGAAAAUGAAUUGCGAAGAUAAUGAGGGGAAACGAAAUGCACUAAUUGCAUCACCCGAAAAACAGAAGAUAUUUCAAGACUCAUUCGAUUCGAUGUAUGUAUUUAUGUAAGAAACCCUCACGGCCUAUGCAUCAACCACCUUUGACUUUCAUUCAUUUUAUCCACAUGAUCCACAGAUAAUCAAAUAUCGCCAGGAUGUUUUUCAACUAUAGGUUAUUGCAAAAAAAACGAUUUCUCUUGUACUCAUCUAAAAAUGGUGAGUUAAAGCAGUUAAGAGGUAUCAAAUUUCGACGGAAAGUAGUUCAUAGUAAAACUUGGGCCCUGAAAUGAAAAAAAGAAGAAAAAAUAAAAUAUAAAAGCAAGAUCAA